AAUAAGACUGGCAUCUGAAAGUGGGCAUCACAGUACACACCAUGUGACUUACAGGCGAGGCGGAGCUUCCACUUGGAUUUGAAUAUUAAGAGCCGAGCACCGUAGAGCUAAAGGAGACUUUGCCAGGAGAGGAGGAGCAGCAGCAGGACACUGAGAGGAGGACAGCUUGUGUGUCAUCGAGCAGUUACAGCCCCGAGAUGAAUCUGUACAAGUACCAGCAGGAAGUGAUCCAGCCAGCGCUGGAGGGCAGGAACAUCAUCAUCUGGCUGCCAACGGGCGGAGGGAAGACGAGGGCCGCCGUCUAUGUGGCGAAGCAUCACUUGGAGACGAAACCACUGGCCAAGGUGGCUGUGCUGGUCAACAAGGUCCACCUGGUCGACCAGCACUACAACAAAGAGUUCAGCCCAUUCCUCUCCAAGAACUACAGUAUCGCCCACGUCAGCGGGGACAGCGAGGAGAAGGAGUUCUUCGCCAAGGUCGUGCAGGACAGCGACAUCAUCAUCUGCACGGCACAGAUCCUUGAGAACGCCCUCAAGAACCCCGAUGAGAUGAAGCACGUGGAGCUCACAGACUUCACGCUGCUCAUCAUAGAUGAGUGCCACCACACCCACAAGGAUGCCGUCUACAACAAGAUCAUGGAGCGCUACGUGGAGAUGAAGCUGCAGCACGGCGGGCCCCUGGUGUCCCUCCCACAAGUGCUGGGUCUCACUGCAUCCCCAGGGACUGGCGGCGCCAAGAACGCUAAAGGUGCCAAGGAGCACAUCCUACAGAUCUGUGCCAACCUUGAUGCCUGGGCAAUAAUGUCCGUCAAAGAGUAUUCUGAGGAGCUGGAGCAGAAAGUCCCGAAGCCAAGAAAGCAGUUAGACAUCCCUAAAGACAGACCCCAGGACCCCUUUGGAGAGAAGGUUAAGAAGAUGAUGCGAGCGAUUCAUGACUUCAUGGACUUCGAGGACAUCUCUCAAAACUUCGGGACCCAGGACUACGAGCAGGCAGUUGUUCUACUGGAGAAGGAAGGAACCAUUGAUUGUAACCGCCGGGUACGCCACUGUGCCCUUUACCUCCGCAAGUACAAUGACGCGCUGCUCAUCAACGACGCGGUGCGCAUGAUCGAUGCCUUCAACUUUCUGGACAACUUCCACAGUGGGGAGCGUGCGAGGCAUUGGGACCUUGACCAGACUGACCACUUCCUGUUGGAGCUCUUUGAAGACAAGAAAAGCAUAUUGAGGACAGUGGCGAACACCCCAGAAUAUGAAAACCCCAAACUAAACAAACUGGAAAAAACCCUGCUGGAGCAAUUUCAGAACUCCACCAAGUCCCGUGGCAUCCUGUUUACCAAGACCCGCAGGAGCGCCCAUUCCCUCAACGAGUGGGUGAAAACUAACAGGCUGCUGCAAGGCGCGGGGAUCAAAGCCUCCAUCUUGACCGGAGCUGGCAUCAGCAACCAGGCACCUCACAUGACCCAGUCUCAGCAGGAGGAAGUCAUUCGAAGAUUCCGCACUGGCGAUCUGAACCUUCUGAUUUCAACGAGUGUCGCCGAGGAGGGUCUGGAUAUCCCAGAAUGCAAUCUGGUCGUUCGGUACGGACUCCUCACCAAUGAGAUCGCCAUGAAGCAGGCCAAGGGUCGCGCCCGCGCAGAGGACAGCGUCUACUCCGUGGUGGCCAACCAGAACGGGCGCGAGCUGCAGCGCGAGCACACCAACGAGUACUUGGACAAACUGACCGAGGAGGUGGUGGCCGAGAUCCAGGGCAUGUCCCCGCGGGACUACCGCCUGGAGAUCUUGGAACUACAGAAGAAAGCCAUCAUGAAGCGCAGGCUGACCGAGGAGAAAGCGGACGCAAAGAGGAACACGCACAACCCGGAGGUCGUCCGGCUCUACUGCAGGCGCUGCUCAACUGCGGUGUGCCACGGCAGCGACAUGCGGGUGAUCGAGGGCUCGCUGCACGUCAACAUCAAUCCGGACUUUGAGAUUUACUUCACUCUGGGCGCGAAAAUCACCCUGGAAAAGAAGUUCGAGGACUGGGAGCCGGGCUGUUCCAUCAGCUGCAGCACCUGCGGCCAGGACUGGGGUUACCAGGUGAUUUAUAAAGCGGUCACUCUGCCUAUGCUGUCCAUCAAAAACUUUGGCAUCGAGACCCCAAGUGGCAAUCGCUCUCCUAAAAAAUGGAAAGACGUCACCUUCCCCAUGGAGGAGUUCGACUACAUCGAGUACUGCGCGAUGAAGUUUGCAGACUUGGACUUUGACUGAAGCCCAUCAGCCAACUCUGCUACCCACCUUUAGUGCUUUGCUUUCUCUUUUUUUUUUCCCCCUCUGGCCAGUCUGGUGGCAAGUCACAUCCAAAAGGAGAAAUGGCUGGAACGGUGAGGAAGCCAUGGGGGACCAGCCAGUGGGUACUGUUAGGCUGGCACUGGCAUGUGGUAUGGCACAGUGGUUGAGGCUUUGGACUUCAAACUAUGAGGUGGUGGGUUCAAAUUCCACUAGUGACGCUGUGUGACCCUGAGCAAGACACUUCACCUGGCUGUGCUGCAAAUAGAAAUGUCACCAAUUGUAUUAUUCAAAUGUAAGUCACCUGGGCUAAAAGUAUCAGCCUAAUAAUAAUAGGGCACAGGGACCAGCCGGGCACGGGGGCAGUCCAGCUAUUGUUAAGAUCACCAAGAAUCUCCAAUUGGACUGACCUGCCCCUCCGCCCAUAACUUAUUCAGCCUUGAGAAUGUACCGUUUAGCAAGCAGCCCUACAAGCACAAUCUGUUUAUUUAUAUAUUAAUUUUCUGCUUCAGCCCAUUAUAAUGGAUGGAUCAGCACAAGGUGUUUCGGCUUCAUAUGCUGACUUGCAGUUCCUCAGUCUAAGCCUGGCAGUGAACAGUUUUUUAGUCCUAAUACCCGAACUGAAAUUCAAAGGGGAGGAGGAAGGCGCUCGUCAUUCAUAAAGGCUCCGCCUCAGUCAGAUCUUCAGCGACGGCAGAACUUUAAAGUCGACUGGCAUUUCAUUUUCACAUAAAAAAAACUUGGGCGCAUCUAAAUGAAUAAAUGCAGUUCUGUUUCCUACCACUAGAUGGGAGUAUAAUGCUGCUCUAGAGAGACUAAAACAGUUGAGCCGUCCCACUUUGUGACGCUACUGUCUCUGAUUGGACGCUCUUUAUGUCAGACUUCGUUGUCUUGCACUUAACUGACUUGACUUAAUAAACUGCUGCAGCUCCGCAGCUUUUCCAUUUCA
Molecule: messenger RNA, 3213 nt
Organism: Polypterus senegalus (gray bichir)
Lineage: Eukaryota; Metazoa; Chordata; Cladistia; Polypteriformes; Polypteridae
Gene: dhx58
Product: DEXH (Asp-Glu-X-His) box polypeptide 58
Exons: 13
Coding region: 198-2246 (682 amino acids)
Biological process (GO): innate immune response; response to virus; positive regulation of interferon-beta production
Cellular component (GO): cytoplasm
Molecular function (GO): double-stranded RNA binding; hydrolase activity; ATP binding
Source: RefSeq, a predicted model, not a curated record